Astrephomene gubernaculifera is the source of this 767-nucleotide messenger RNA. The record is from the annotation of a GenBank genome assembly. Lineage: Eukaryota; Viridiplantae; Chlorophyta; Chlorophyceae; Chlamydomonadales; Astrephomenaceae.
UGCGUUUGUUCGAAUUUCCAGAUAAAGCCACUUACAAGCCUGCAAGCAAACUUUCGCCGCCAUCAUGCUCGCGCCGGGUCUUCGCCCCGGCAUCAACACCGCUCGGGGCAAUGUCAUUCCAUCGGCGACUGCAGCCCCAGCCGGAAGCACCGGAAUCAUGGGCGCGGUUCGUUUUCGGCCCUGCAUCGACAUCCAUAAGGGGAAGGUGAAGCAGAUUGUGGGUUCCACGCUCAAGGACCUGCCAGACACCCCGGGGUCCUCCUCUGCAACAGCGGAGCUCAAGACCAACUUUGUUUCUGACAAACCUGCUUCCUGGUUCAGCGAGCUCUACCGGCGGGAUGGGCUGACGGGCGGCCACGUCAUUAUGCUGGGGGCGGACUCGGACAGCAAGCGCACCGCCCUGGAGGCUCUGCGCGCCUGGCCGGGCGGCUUGCAGCUGGGCGGCGGGGUGACUGCUGACAACGCGGCGGAGUGGCUGGACGCGGGGGCGAGCCACGUGAUCGUCACGUCGUACGUGUUCAGGGAGGGGCGGCUGGAGGAGGAACGGCUGAAGCAGCUGGUGAAGCUGGUGGGCAAGCAGCGGCUAGUGCUGGACCUCAGCUGCCGCAAGCGGGAGGGGCAGUACUGGGUGGUGACGGACAGGUGGCAGCGCUUCUCCUCGCUGUGCCUCUCCCCUGCCACCCUCUCCUCCCUUGCCGCCAGCUGCGACGAGUUCCUGGUACACGGGGUGGAUGUGGAGGGCAUGCAGCUGGGGAUCGAUGAGGAGC